UUUGUGAUUUUGACAAAAAAACGACAUGGAAGAACACUUAACUGCAAAUUAUGUUGAACUAUCUAGCGAAAUUUUUGUGCCCGAGGACUGGCCGGUUCGCAGAUUCAAAAAAAUGCUAUUAUUAAUAGCUAAGAAAGUGAUUAAUAGUGAUGAUCACGAUAAGAUAGUCGUCCUUCGAGUAAACGAUUUACCUACAAUGUUGAUCCAAUACCAAAAUGCAAAUGGAAGUUACUACAUUUUUGAAAAAAUUUCCAAUCAAGAAAUAAGGGAUGCAUACAUCAUAGAUGUUGUCUUUAGUGAUGCCGCAAUGAUAAAUAACCCCAUGGAGGCUGGAGCUUCAACUUCAGGAAAUUUAUCAGCGGAAACGAUCGAUGAAAAUUCCAAUAAUGAGGUAUCAGUUGAUGACUAUGUUGUUUGUACCAGUCAGAAUGAUCAUGGAACAACACAUCGUAUCAUGCCAGUCGCAGAAAUUGCACAGAUGAUGAUGUGUCUUGAGAUAAAUACUGCACAUGCAGUAGAUCCACAUGCGUCAGGAGGAGCUUUAUUGUAUGUAUUGUUUAAAACAAUAUAAUAUCAAUUAAUAUUCACUUACAUUAUACAUUCUUAGAGAUUUUGUGACCAAUCAACUUGGAACUGGUUUUGCGUUGCAUAGAUCUUGACCAUGUUCGGACUAUUAACAUAUUUCUAACGACGUAUUAUUUCUCUUUCAUUACAGGGAGGUUCUGCGCUUCGAAGCACAGCGUUUACUCGUAGACAUUGGGAUAUUUUUAAUAUUUCUCAUGAUAGUAGUCUCUGUGAUCGUCUAUAAGUUCUUGAAAAAUGAACCAUCUGAUGGUUUAUUUGAGUAACGCUGUUUAUUCAGAUUUCUGUAAAAAAUAAUUGCGGUUUUGGUGUAAGAAUUUGGGAAAUAAAAUAAUAUUCUAAAUAUAACUAGAAUUUCAACAUUAAUUCUUUUAUUUUAGUAACCACAUCAUGAUUAAAAUAUUUAUGGCCGUCUUUUAAUUGUUACCUCUGGUUUUGUUUACUACUGCAGAUUCUUUUUGGUUGCAGAGUAUGGAAUUAACUAGAGGGCAAUACUGCGUUGUAUAAUUUAUAGAAAUGCUUUUCUUGGACACGGAAAAAUAUCAAGUUGUACCAGCUUCAUGGAUUUCGCCAGGUUCAAACGAGCAGCAAGUUUUGGUAGCAUUCCCGUUGAUGAACAAAAAAAAAA
Molecule: messenger RNA, 1210 nt
Organism: Microplitis demolitor
Lineage: Eukaryota; Metazoa; Arthropoda; Insecta; Hymenoptera; Braconidae
Gene: orph-X3
Exons: 4
Coding region: 26-571 (181 amino acids)
Source: RefSeq, marked provisional